AGCUAAGGCCAAGGAAACGUAAAUCGCUAGCCGUGUGCCCGUGUACCAGGAUCGAGCCAGAACCAUGGUGCAUCAGGCUCAGGGGCAGAUGGUGCAGGAGGUGGCCGCCGGCAGCCUCCCCGCGCCGCCGAGCCGGUACGUGCUGAGGGAGGAGGACCGCCCAACCGGCGGCGUCGCGGCGCCCGAGCUGGCCUUCCCCACCGUGGACCUGCAACGCCUGGCCGAGCCCAGCGACGUCGAGGAGGCCGGCAAGCUCCGGUCGGCGCUCGAGUCCUGGGGCCUCUUCGCGGUGACCGGCCACGGCAUGCCGGAGUCGCUCCUCGAGGGCGUCCGCCACGCGGGGAUGGAGUUCUUCCACCUGCCGCCGGAGGAGAAGCUGAGGCACGCCAACCGGACGGAGGACGGCGAGUUCCAGCCGGAGGGGUACGGCAUCGACCGCGUGGACACCGACGAGCAGGUCCUGGACUGGUGCGACCGGCUGUACCUCACGGUGCAGCCGGAGGAGGAGCGGCGGGCGCAGUUCUGGCCAGCCCGCCCGCCGUCGCUCGCGAGGCUCCUGCACGAGUACGCCCUGGGCAGCGAGCGGGUGGCCAGGCGCGUGCUCGGGGCCAUGGCGCGGGCGCUGGGCCUCGGCGAGGGGUACUUCCUCGGCCGCGUCGGCGACAAGGUCGCCUCGUACGCGCGGUUCACCUUCUACCCGCCGUGCCCGCGCCCGGACCUCGUGCACGGGCUGAAGCCCCACACGGACAACUCCGUCGUCACCGUGCUCCUCCUCGACCCCGACGUCGGCGGGCUCCAGGUGCUCAAGGACGGGCGGUGGGUGGACGUCCCCGUGCUCGGCCGCGGCGAGCUGCUCGUCGUCGUGGGGGACGAGAUGGAGAUCAUGAGCAACGCGGCGUUCCGGGCGCCGACGCACCGCGUGGUGGCGAGGGCCGGCAGGGAGAGGAUGACGCUGGCGCUGUUCUACCAGCCGGAGCCGCACAGGGACCUGGUGCCCGCCGAGGAGCUGGUCGGCGAGGGCCGGCCGGCGCGGUACAAGAAGCUCGGGGCCAAGACCUUCGCCGACGGGUUCUGGGACGCGUUCGCGCUCGGCGAGCGCACCAUUGACUUCCUCAAGGUCAAGGUCGAGCAGGAGCCGCAGGAACUGAAGGCGGCCUAAUCACCCCAGCUCUAGCUUCUUGAUCGAGCCCGUGUCAGUGUCGCCUGCCACGAACACCGUAUCCACGUUGUACACUUCCCCUGUGUCAGUGUCGAUCAGUACACGAUAGUAAGUUUGUUCACGGAAUAAUCUGGAUCGACGUGAUGGAAAUAAUAAAGUCGGUGUUGAUGCGCAA
This is a messenger RNA of Panicum hallii, 1334 nucleotides long. Its product is annotated as probable 2-oxoglutarate-dependent dioxygenase ANS. The transcript is spliced from 2 exons. Bases 65 to 1159 code for a protein of 364 amino acids. The record is from RefSeq and is a predicted model, not a curated record. NCBI's taxonomy places the organism in Eukaryota, Viridiplantae, Streptophyta, Magnoliopsida, Poales, Poaceae.